GUCAUAAUCAAAUAAUUAAUAGGCCGCCUACCAUCAAGCUUUAUACAGAGACUUUACACACACGCUACACACAUCCUUACUCACGCAGGUACACAUAUGGGAUCAACAAGUACAUCGAUGGAGGUCUCGGACCCAGCUAAUGUUCGAAUAAUCACGACUCUCGGGCAUGUCGAUCACGGAAAGACUACACUGAUGGAUGCCCUUCUCGCGGCAAACAACAUUAUUUCUCAUCGGAUGGCGGGUAAACUGAGGUUUCUUGAUAGUAGAGAAGACGAACAGGAACGCGGGAUCACGAUGGAAAGCAGCGCAGUAUCACUCAAGUUUCAGGUCAUGGGGCGACCCGACGAAGAAAGGUCCACAAAGACAUAUAUGGUGAAUAUGAUUGAUACUCCAGGACAUGUCGAUUUCUCGAGCGAAGUCUCUACUGCGUCUCGGUUGUGCGAUGGUGCACUAGUCCUUGUUGACGUCGUUGAAGGUGUAUGCACGCAGACUAUUGCUGUGCUUAGACAGGCAUGGGGGGAUAACCUCCGCCCGAUACUCGUCAUCAAUAAAAUGGAUAGACUCAUCACGGAGCUGAAGUUGGCGCCCAUUGAAGCUUACCAGCAUCUUUCACGACUGAUAGAACAAGUGAAUGCUGUUAUGGGCAGCUUUUUUGCAAGUGAAAUGAUGGAAGACGAUCUUCGAUGGAGGGAAGAGCGCGACCGACGGCUUGUUGAAAAGAAGGAUCAGCUUGCAGAUGAAGCCGAAGCGGCCGCCAAUGACACAGAUGAAUUCAAGGAGAAAGACGAUGAAGACAUCUACUUCGCGCCGGAGCGGGGUAAUGUAGUAUUUGCAUCUGCCAUUGAUGGUUGGGGUUUCAGAGUUGGGAAAUUCGCCCAGCUUUAUUCUGCAAAGCUCGGGUUCAAGGAAGCCAAUCUAAGGCGCGUUUUGUGGGGCGACUUCUAUCUCGAUCCCAAAACCAAGAAAGUUAUCAGUCACAAGCAUCUACGCGGACGCUCAUUGAAGCCAUUAUUUGUCCAAUUUGUGCUGGAGAACAUCUGGGCGGUCUAUGACGCCGUUGUGAUGAACCCGAACACAGAGAAAGUUACCAAAAUCGUAACAGCUCUCAAUCUGAAGAUUUUACCUCGGGAGCUGAAGUCAAAAGACAGCCGACAGUUACUGUCCACGAUUUUUAUGCAGUGGCUUUCACUGUCUACAUGCAUCAUUCAGGCGACUAUUGAUGUCGUUCCUUCCCCUCCUGUUGCCCAGGCAAUUCGCAUCCCCAGAAUGCUUUAUCCUAAUGUAUUCGACAAGAGCAUACAGCCAAAGAACAAAUUAGAGCAGGAUCUGUUCACGUCCAACUUCGCGCCAGACGCAGUUGUGGUUGCGUAUGUAAGCAAAAUGUUUGCUGUUGCAGCCAAAGAACUUCCGGAAAACAAGAAACGGCCUGUGACAGCGGACGAGCUACGUCAGCGGGCGCGAGAAGCCAAAGAAGCACGGGAUAACAGCACUCCUAUCCCAGAGACUCUGGACCCUCCCCAUGCAGCUCCAGACUCUCCUCCCGGUGUGGCUCUAGGAGAGUCGAACGCUUCUGAGGAGUCUGAAAUUAUUCUUGGCUUUGCACGACUGUAUUCCGGGACGAUACGCACUGGCUCCACUAUAUACUGUGUGCUGCCAAAAUACGACGCCUCCCUUCCUCCAAAUCACGCCCAUAAUGCUGCACAUCUUAUUCCGGCCAAGAUUGAUGGAUUGUACGUGAUGAUGGGCCGGGAGCUUAUCCCUGUGGAGAGUGUCAGGGCAGGGAACACCUUUGCAAUCAGGGGUUUGGCAGGCAAGGUCUACAGGAAUGCCACGCUUUGUGCACCACAAAGCAUAGGUUUUCCAGAGGGCGCGGAUCCUGUCCAAGUGCAAGAUAGUCUCAUCAACAUUGGUGGUGUCACUCGCACGGUAUCCCCUAUAGUGCGGGUGGCACUUGAACCUGUCAUCCCUUCUGAUAUGCCGAAACUUGUCGCAGGGAUGAAGCUCCUUGCUCAAGCUGAUCCCUGCGUGGAAACCUUUCAGCAACAAACUGGAGAACAUGUCAUUUUGACCGCAGGAGAAUUACACUUGGAGAGAUGUUUGAAAGAUUUGCGAGAGAGGUUUGCUCGUGUGGAGAUUCAGGCGUCUAAACCAAUAGUUCCUUUCCGCGAAACCGCUGUGAAAGCCCAAGAUAUGGCACCUACGAAGACGCCGAAUGCUGCCCGUGGAACCAUUCAGGGUGGAAGCUCACAGAACUUGGUCACUUUUUCGAUUCGCUCGGCGCCCGUUCCCGAUGUUAUCUUGCAAUUCUUGCUGCAUAAUUUAACGACUCUCAGGGAAUUGCAACAGGACGGCCAAACCGACAGGGAGACCUCCGGUGGUAGUAUCGAUAUUGUUUCCGAGAACGAACUGGUUGGUGUUCAAGGCGAUGUACUCCAUACUCCAAGUGUUAGAGCGGACCAAUUCUGGAAUGCACUAGAAGAGAGGUGCAACGAAGCUGGCGGGGAAUGGGCGAAAAUUUGCGACAGAAUCUGGUCAUUUGGUCCUCGUUACGCUGGGGGCUGUGUUCUUAUUGAUAAUCGCAAAGAUACCACACCGUUAUCGUUGAGGCGUCGCCUCUCACGGAAUUAUUCAACUCGGUCUACGGAUACAUCUGGCAAUGAUGUUGAUUUUACGGGCUACGUUGAGACAGGCUUCCAGUUAGCUACGUUCCAAGGACCGCUUUGUGCUGAGCCUGUCGAAGGGAUGGCCUAUUUCGUCGAGUCUAUUGACGUUGAUGCCGAUGGCGUCCAGAAGGAGAUCGUCCAGAAUAGGUUGUCACAAGUGACAGGCUCUGUGAUAUCAGCAGUGAGAGAUGCCUGCAGAAAUGGACUGCUUGAUUGGUCUCCUAGGCUUAUGUUGGCGAUGUAUUCGUGUGAUAUUCAAGCCUCGACGGAUGUCCUUGGGAAAGUCUACGGAGUAGUUGCGAGACGACGUGGUCGAAUUGUGGCUGAGGAGAUGAAGGAGGGGACUACGUUCUUCACAGUAUCUGCUCUUCUUCCCGUUGUGGAGAGUUUUGGUUUCGCAGACGAUAUACGCAAACGAACAUCUGGUGCUGCAAGUCCACAGCUAAUUUUCAGCGGAUAUGAAUUGCUCGACCAAGAUCCUUUCUGGAUACCAACGACUGAGGAGGAGCUGGAAGACCUGGGCGAGAAAGCAGAUCGAGACAAUAUCGCAAAAGGUUACAUGGACAGCGUGCGAGAGCGGAAGGGUAUGUUUGUAGAUCGAAAAAUUGUGCAGUUUGCAGAGAAGCAAAGGACUCUGAAACGGUGAGAUUGGUGGACUUCGCUACCCUACAUAGUGCUGUCCCGAGUUCCUUGUCCUUGGCAUGUAGUCUACGAUAACACGAUAUGAACUUGUGUUAUUACGUAA
Messenger RNA from Suillus clintonianus, 3408 nucleotides. Its product is annotated as P-loop containing nucleoside triphosphate hydrolase protein. NCBI's taxonomy places the organism in Eukaryota, Fungi, Basidiomycota, Agaricomycetes, Boletales, Suillaceae. The coding region runs from base 97 to 3309 and encodes 1070 amino acids. The record is from RefSeq and is a predicted model, not a curated record. Gene Ontology annotation, cellular component: ribonucleoprotein complex; cytosol. The transcript is spliced from 12 exons. Gene Ontology annotation, biological process: cytosolic ribosome assembly. Gene Ontology annotation, molecular function: GTP binding; ribosome binding; GTPase activity.